AUGGACCACAUCAUUCACUUUGAUGCUGGUAGGAUUCUAGAAUUUGCGUUGGUAUCGCUGCAACAAACACUCAGAGGUAAAGAGGAAAGACCAGUGAAACGAAAGAGAUCUACAUUUAAUUACUUGGCGAUCGAUAAUUUAGACUAUGUAGAAGUCAACGAAUUGCUCAAGGCAAGUAGCAAUAAAGAUCUAAACUCCCCUCAUAUUGAAAAGUUAUCAAAUAAAGAAGCGGAUACUAGGAAUAAGAUCGUAUUGGCAGAAAGAAAGAUUCAAAUUGAUUCGCAGUUACCGGUUGAACCGAAUCAAUUCUUGCCAUCCGAAGAAGGUGGAUUCAUCAAACUGGUAUCUGUAGACUCGGAGAAUGGUAAUGAUCAACAUGCGUUCACUACUGACGAAAUCAAAAUAUCAUUUUCAGAUGUGAAUGAUCCGUUACUUAGCUACCUAUGA
This is a messenger RNA of [Candida] anglica, 447 nucleotides long. Lineage: Eukaryota; Fungi; Ascomycota; Pichiomycetes; Serinales; Debaryomycetaceae. The record is from the annotation of a GenBank genome assembly.